Messenger RNA from Arvicanthis niloticus (Nile rat), 824 nucleotides. RefSeq names its product protein phosphatase 1 regulatory inhibitor subunit 14D (gene Ppp1r14d). Lineage: Eukaryota; Metazoa; Chordata; Mammalia; Rodentia; Muridae. Gene Ontology annotation, cellular component: cytoplasm. Gene Ontology annotation, biological process: regulation of phosphorylation. The record is from RefSeq and is a predicted model, not a curated record. Gene Ontology annotation, molecular function: protein serine/threonine phosphatase inhibitor activity.
CUCUAUGCUCUUGCCUGGACUGGCAGUUUCCCCCAGCUCCUUGUACAGUCCGAUCUUUCCAUGCUGUCUUCAAGCCCUGCUUCCUGUACGUCUCCCAACCCUGGCACAGACAACCCAGAUAAGAAGGUCCACUGGGCUUCUGAGAAGAGAAGGAGGACAUCAUCCACAGACUCAGAGUCAAAGACUCACUUGGACAUUUCUAAGUUGCCCAGGUCCCGGAGGCCCAGCCGGCUGACGGUGAAGUAUGACCGGGGUCAUCUGCAGCGCUGGCUGGAGAUGGAGCAGUGGGUAGACGCUCAGGUUCAGGAACUCUUCCAGACAUCUCAGGGCAAGUCCUGCCAAGCAACCGAGGAAGGCAGCAGCCCAAGAACCCACUUUACAAGGGUCAAGAAGAACUUUCUGAGCCUGAGAUUGAUCUGGAGGCUCUCAUGGAAUUGUCCACAGAGGAGCAAAGGACUCAGCUGGAGGCCAUUCUCCAAGACUGCCCAGGCAACAGAGAGCCUUUUAUCUCUGAGCUACUCAGUCAACUCAAGAGACUUCGGAGACUCAGCAGGCCUUCGAAAUAAUCCUGGAGGGACCAUCUUCUGAAGCCUCAGCACUGUCAGGAUCCACAGGAUACUGGCCAGGACCUACAGCCCUGACCUGGAUACUGGCUGAAAGGUCUUCCAUACAGACAAGAGCUGCAGAAGACAAAGAGAGACACUUGUAUAGCCCACGUGUGUGCAGCCACAACUGGCUCUCUCAGCCGAGCUCUCUGGGAGUCAGCUGUAGUUGUGUCUAAUGUUUUACUUGGCAGCCAAGAUAAAACCUUUAGAAGCCCAGAA